AAAUUAAUAGUGAGUGAACAAAAUCGGGACGAUGCAUAAGCUUUUGCAACAGUAAACAUAAAAAUUUCUUUCAUUAGAAAAUCAAUGUGGCGUUAAUUAUUAUAUAGACAGUGUCCUCAGGGCGUAAUUAACAUUAUCCACCCUUCAGAGGACAGUUUUCGUGGUACAGUUUAUCAAAAUCGUCAAAGAUUGACUCCGUGUGGGGUUGGGCUUCGCCCCCGCUGCGUUUGCAGCUGGGAAACGCGCGCGGACACAAGAGGAUGGGCGAGGGCGGCUCGCCUGGCGGCGGCGGCGGUGGCGGCGCGCGGCUGUCGCAUACCUCGGAGAAGCACCCGCGCGCCAUCUUGGGAGAGCUGUCUGCGCUGCGCCGCCACCGCGAGCUCUGCGAUGUCGUGCUCAACGUCGCCAACAGGAAGCUCUUCGCACACAGGGUGAUCCUGUCAGCAUGCAGCCCGUACUUCCGCGCGAUGUUCACGGGUGAGCUGGCUGAGUCGCGCGCCACCGAGGUGACCAUCCGCGACGUGGACGACACGGCCAUGGAGCAGCUGGUAGAGUUCUGCUACACCGCGCACAUCGUCGUCGAGGAGAGCAAUGUGCAGGCGUUACUUCCAGCAGCGUGUCUCCUCCAGCUCCAAGAGAUCCAGGACGUGUGCUGUGAGUUCCUGAAGCGGCAGCUAGACUGUUCCAACUGCCUCGGCAUCCGCGCCUUCGCCGACACACACUCUUGCCGCGAGCUGCUCCGCAUCGCAGACAAAUUCACGCAACAGAACUUUCCAGAGGUGAUGGAAAGCGAAGAGUUCCUCCUCCUCCCAGCGGCACAGCUGAUCGAUAUCGUGUCGUCAGAUGAGCUCAACGUGCGCUCCGAAGAGCAGACCUUCCAGGCCGUCAUGUCCUGGGUCAAGUAUAAUGUCGCUGAGAGGCGGCAGCAUCUUGCACAGGUCCUCCAACACGUACGGCUCCCGCUCCUCUCACCAAAGUUCCUAGUGGGGACAGUAUCAGCCGAGCUGCUGGUGCGGGCUGAUGACGCCUGCAGAGACCUGCUGGACGAGGCCAAGAACUACCUGCUGCUGCCACAGGAGAGACCGCUCAUGCAGGGCCCGCGGACACGACCGAGGAAGCCUACACGGCGAGGCGAGGUGCUAUUCGCAGUAGGCGGGUGGUGUUCAGGCGACGCGAUAGCGUCAGUGGAGCGGUUCGACCCUCAGUCCGCCGAGUGGAAGAUGGUCGCGCCCAUGUCCAAGAGGCGCUGCGGCGUGGGCGUGGCCGUGCUGCAUGACCUGCUGUACGCCGUGGGCGGCCACGACGGCCAGAGCUACCUCAACAGCAUCGAGCGAUACGACCCGCAGACCAACCAGUGGUGCGGCGCGGUGGCGCCCACGUCGUCGUGCCGCACGUCGGUGGGCGUGGCCGUGCUGGACGGCGCGCUGUACGCCGUGGGCGGCCAGGACGGCGUGCAGUGCCUCAACCACGUCGAGCGCUACGAGCCCAAGGAGAACCGCUGGACCAAGGUAGCAGCGAUGACAACCCGUCGCCUCGGCGUAGCAGUGGCAGUGCUUGGCGGGCACCUCUACGCGGUGGGGGGCUCCGACGGACAGUCUCCCCUCAACACGGUGGAGCGCUACGACCCGCGAGCCAACAAGUGGACGCCCGUAGCCCCCAUGUCCACAAGACGCAAGCACCUCGGCUGCGCCGUGUACGAUGGACAGAUAUACGCAGUUGGCGGCCGGGAUGACUGCACCGAGCUUUCUUCUGCUGAGAGAUACGAGCCGGCGACGGAUACGUGGUCGCCGGUGGUGGCGAUGACGUCCCGGCGCUCGGGCGUGGGGCUGGCCGUGGUCAACGGGCAGCUGUAUGCCGUCGGAGGCUUCGACGGGACAGCAUACCUCAAGAGCAUCGAGGUGUACGACGGGGAGUCGAACCAGUGGCGGCUGUGCGGCGCCAUGAACUACCGGCGGCUGGGCGGCGGCGUGGGCGUCAUGCGCGCGCCGCACCACGACACACACUACAUAUGGAACAGAAAAGACUCGGUGGUGUGAGCGCACGGACCCUAGCGUAGCUGUAAAAUAUUCCCCCUCCACUCGUAUCAGUUAAGUCGUUACUCAUUUUAUUUUAUUGUUAAACUAUAUAUUAAUUGAUUAUUUAUAAAUAAAUGAUGAAAAUACAAACUUUAGAAUAUACA
This is a messenger RNA of Pectinophora gossypiella (pink bollworm), 2179 nucleotides long. It is a transcript of the gene dbo, whose product is annotated as kelch-like protein diablo. The record is from RefSeq and is a predicted model, not a curated record. NCBI's taxonomy places the organism in Eukaryota, Metazoa, Arthropoda, Insecta, Lepidoptera, Gelechiidae. Gene Ontology annotation, molecular function: protein binding. The coding region runs from base 261 to 2036 and encodes 591 amino acids. The transcript has 13 exons.